AUGCAGGUCAGAGCGACAGAUGUUCCUGAAGGCUUUGUGGAGGAGAAUGGACGUUUAGUUCCCUUUUGGUAUUCGAGGACGGGCCUCAUCAUCAAAUGGUCAGUCUUUCUUGGCCUCAUCGUCAUCCUAGCGGUGUACUCGACGGUCGGCUAUAUGCACGCCAAGAGGAGGAUAAGAAAGGGCCUCCCACCAUUGGCAUACCAUAGGUGGCUCAUCUCUCGCGCCGAACUGGCACGCGUCGAUCCGCGCUACGCCUACCCGCAGUCCUCCUACACAACCUACCGGCCUGAUUACCAGGGGCAGUAUUACAACAUGCAGCCUAACAUGCCGCCGCCACCGCCCAUGUACGAUCCUGCCGGCCGUCCGCCCAUCUAUGAUGGUCCUGUAGGAGGCACUAAGACGGCCCCCUCGCAGUGGACGCAAGGACCGACGCCCCGCCCCGCGGACGAGGAGUACGGCUCUCCCGAGGGGCCCCCGCCUGCGCAUACCGCAGCCUCGCCUGUUGCGCCGCAGGGCACAGGGUCUUCGAAUCCUUACCGGCUGUAA
Molecule: messenger RNA, 546 nt
Organism: Cryphonectria parasitica EP155
Lineage: Eukaryota; Fungi; Ascomycota; Sordariomycetes; Diaporthales; Cryphonectriaceae
Exons: 3
Coding region: 1-546 (181 amino acids)
Source: RefSeq, a predicted model, not a curated record